GCUCAUUAUAUUUGAGUCUGGUCUAGCUGCAUCCGCUUCACAGAUCGUUCUGUGGAAAUGAAAAACAACCAACUUUGAGAUUGGUAGUACAAUCUUGUGCGGUUAUCCCCUGAGCAAGCACUUGGUCCUCGCCCCUUUCAUGUACAACAUAACGGUGUGCCCCACCAUAAGACGUGAAAAUUAGUUUCCAUAUUGUCAUGCUCUGGCCAUAAAGAGGAUGAAGAAGCCGUCCAACACAGGACGCAUCCGAACGCGACGACCACGUUGAAAAAUUCUAGAAUAAGACUUUCUCUCCCCGCAAAAUUAAACAGGUUUUCACAAGCACGCUGAAGCAACAGGAGACUUGAAAUAUCCAUUCUGUCAGAAGCAGUGUUUCAUCUCCAGGGAACCGAGAAAAACAUUUUGAUAGUCAACUGCUUGAUUAGACCGCUAUUUGUCUCCUCGAUUACGUCAGCAAGCAAAGAAAAUGGAUCUCCCAUCUAUCAUGGAUCGAAGCGGGCUCUUGCCUCGUUGCUAUCUCUCAAGCGUCGCUCACGAUAAGCGCGUUGGCAGUCGACCAGAUGGUGGUGCCCUCUUCAGCACCGACAACCACCUAGGCUGGGAAGUGUGGGAAAUUCAGAAGUCACCCCACGGCGGUGUAUUUUUGAAUUCGGAUGUUAGGUCACAAACUACUUGGAGUUUUCAGUGGAUACUUCGCUUGAAUAUGUAGUUGAUGAUCCAUUCUUGCGUCGUUUACGGAAUGGGUACACGUCUGAAAGUGUAUCUUUGAUACCUCCAGAACAGGUAAAUGAAUGAAAUGAAUGAAUAUGAAUACCUUGUUAAAUAUAUCUCGUCUAAAUCAUCUCACGGCACACGCCUGGCGUGCGAUGCGAACGGACAUGUGUACACAAUUGGGAAGGACCAUGCUGGAACCUGGGAAACCUGGGAGGUGAAGGAGUCGCCCCAUGGCGGAAUCUUUCUCACGAAUGUUAUGAGUUUUGUUGGACUAAGUGCAAUAGAAAUAUAGUUCUGGUGUACCUCAUUGUUUAUCAGAAGUAGUAGAGGAGGAUAGAAAUAAUCUACUAGUACGUCGAUACACCAAACCUGCUCUACUACCUAGAGGUGUACUUGUAGUUGUAACGAUAAUUCAAGAUAUUAUUUAGUAUUCAGUGUAAUACAGAUCCAACAGGAGCAAGCUAGAUUAGCGGGUAGCAAUCGUCGGGGAAAUCUUUGGCAACUUGCGGAAUAGAUUCGCGGCGUCAAGUGUAACAAAGAGCGCGCUUCUAAUCCUUUCCCGCACAAGAAGCGUUUAGCCUGCGACCAGGAUGGGCAUAUUUACGUGGUGUCCGAAGAGCAAAGUGGAACCUGGGAAAGCUGGAUCAUGAGGGAUUGCUUGCCUACGAUCUUUCUCUCCUCGCAACCACAUGAUAUGCGUUUGUCUAGCAACCCGUUCUGCGGCCUCUUCACAACCCAAAAUCGCUUAGCAUGGGAACGUUGGGUGCUAGAGCCCUCUCCAAAUGGCGGCUUCUUCCUUCAUUCUUCCGCUCACAACAAGCGCUUGGCUCUGAAUACAGAAGGACAUUUAUAUACGAUCGGUGGAAACGACCACAAAGGUACGUGGGAAGCUUGGAAAAUCACUGAGUCUCCUCAUAACGAACACGGAGCCGCUUACUUCAUCGACAGCAUCGGACACCAAGGAAAGCGUCUGGCUUGCGACGAGCAAGGCCAUUUGUAUGUGGUGGAUGCUGAGUAUCAUGCUGGCACAUGGGAAUCCUGGGUGUUCGAACGAAGCCAGCACUGUGAUGUUGUUGAAAUUAAGGACAGCGUGGGACCAUCUUUUUCACCAUCUCUUAGCCGUUUUUGAUUUGAGAAGGGCUAGAAGCUGUUCCAAAGAAUGGGCUUGUGCUGCCUCUAAUGAAACCUCUGGUCUUUGGACGCAAAUCGGACUCGGGGUUUUGGGCGCCGCGACACUCGGAGUCCUAGCGCCCUUUGCAGUUAUGGGCGUCGUUGGUGCACUGGGAUUCACGGCAAGCGGGAUCGCGGGAGGCAGUGCAGCUGCGGCGAUGAUGUCGGCUGAGGCAAUCGCUACUGGUGGAGGCAUUGCGGCAGGUGGAGCGGUGGCGACAUUGCAGGCUAUUGGUGCAUCUGGUCUUGGGAUUGCAGGCACAACUGCUGCUGUCUUGUCGGGAGCAGCGAUCGGUGGUGCUGCAGGUGUGAAUUGUGGAAUGCCGGACGACGACUGAGCGACUUCGUUCAAUCCGAAAAUUACAGAAGAAGAAGAAGAAGAAGACAGGCGAAGCAGCUGGUAUGACAUGAACGACGAAGUGAAAAUGCUACGCUGCCAAUUGAUUGAAAGGGUGGCAGCAUAUAGUCCUAACGCAAAAAAAAAAAAAAUCUACGGUGAUCAUGAAGGAUCAUAACAGAGAUGCACACAUGACAUGAAGAUGCUACGCUCUCCCCAUUAAAAGUGCUGGUGAUUAUAGCAUUACAGGUUAUUGAGAUUUUGGUUUCUUCGUUCGCAGGCCCUCAUUCCAAGAGUUUCGUGAUACCUUAUUUUAAUAUACGACGAUCUGCUGCAGCACCAGAUAUGGUCUCUUUUGAGACCCUCAUUCCUACAUUUUUCAAAAUCUAUUUUGGUAAGAAUCCUAAAGCACUUGUACUACCAAGUCUCAUUUCUCAUCUGUUGUACAAGACGUAAAUGAUGAAAAAUUUUCGAGAUAUGUUCAUGGUAACUUCGCUGCGGAAAAAAAUGUUGUGCCCUUUCCGCAGGAAAGAAAAUGUCAUACAGCGCAAAGAAAUAUGCUUGCGGCACAGAUUGGAC
Molecule: messenger RNA, 2800 nt
Organism: Amoebophrya sp. A25
Lineage: Eukaryota; Dinophyceae; Syndiniales; Amoebophryaceae
Source: the annotation of a GenBank genome assembly